ACAUCAUUUAUUCAAAGUUCGAAUAUUUUGACCACUUCAAUUCUUACUUCCCCCUCUAUAUAAACACAUAGAUCUCUCUAACCGUUUCAUAAAACACAACAAAACACAUUCCCAGAUCAUAAAAUACUUCUUGUUUUCUUGUGAUCACAAUUCAAAACCUUAUAGGAUCAAAUAAAUUGCAUAUACAUAUGGCAGCCAUUAAUCAAGCUUCAAGCUUUAUGCGCACAAAAACAUCUACUUCUUCACCCUCUUCAUCUUCUCAUAGACUAAUAAUCACAAGGGCUUCUAUCCAUUUGCCCAAGAUUAGCACAGCUAAUCUUGAUAUCUUCACCCCAAAUUUAGCAUCAAACAUAAGCAUGGUACAAGAAAUGCAUAAAUUUUCAAGAAUCACACCCAAGAACCCUACAUCAAACCCUAAUGUGCAUCCAGAUCAUGAAGUGAUCUUGGAGAAGCUUUACUUGAUUCUAGAGGCUGUUUCUGAUCGUGUGGAGAUGCAUAAAAACAUUGGUGAGCAAAGAAACAACUGGAACAGCCUUCUGUUAACAUGUAUCAACACCAUUACUCUUUCAGCGGCAACCAUGGCUGGCAUUGCAUCUGCCAUAACUAGUGUACCUGGUGCACCCUUGGAAACCCUUAAGCUUUCAUCAAGUUUCUUAUAUUUGGCAGCCACAGGCAUGUUGGUUAUCAUGAACAAGAUCCAACCAUCUCAACUGGUUGAAGAACAAAGAAAUGCAGCAAGGUUGUUCAAGCAACUUGAAAGCGAAAUCAAGACAAAGAUUGCAAUAAGCAAACCUACUCUUAGUGAUGUUAAUGAUGCAAUGGAGAAAGUAUUGGCUUUAGAUAGAGCCUAUCCUCUUCCUCUACUUGGUGUCAUGCUAGAAAAGUUUCCAGCCAAAGUGGAACCAGCAGUUUGGUGGCCCGAAAAACCAACAACUUCCAAACGUCGUAACGACAAAAAUGGUUGGAGUGUGGAUCUUGAAGAAGAGAUGAGAGAGAUCAUUAAGGUUUUGGAGGUUAAAGAUAAAGAUGAUUAUGUAAGGUUAGGUGAAAAGGCCUUGAAACUAAACAAAGGUUUAGCCGUAGCUGGCCCUCUACUAACCGGCUUAGGAGCCAUUGGUUCGGCCUUUCUUGCAUCUGCUCCUCAUAGUUCUUGGGCCAUGGUGCUUGGGGUCAUGGGGGGUGCAAUGGCAAGUGUUGUAAAUACUAUACAACAUGGUGGGCAAGUAGGGAUGGUGUUUGAGAUGUAUAGAAGCAAUGCUGGUUUCUUUAAGAUGAUGCAGGAAUCUAUAGAAUCAAACUUGAAGGAAAGAGAUGUGGGAAGGAGAGAGAAUGGUGAAGUGUUUGAGAUGAAGGUGGCAUUGCAGCUUGGAAGAAGCUUGUCUGAGCUUAGAGAUGUUGCAGCUUCAUCUUCUAGAAAAGGGAAAGAUGUUGAAGAGUUUGGAAGCAAGCUCUUCUAAUCUUUUCAAAUUAUAGUUUUGUACAUAUAUCAAUUUUUUAUAAAUUUAUUCAUUGUGUAUCUAAAGUUGCACAUCAUAAAUGUUAACAAGUGGAGAAAACUAUACCAAGAUUCGAUAA
Messenger RNA from Helianthus annuus (common sunflower), 1575 nucleotides. RefSeq names its product probable F-box protein At4g22030. Bases 189 to 1457 code for a protein of 422 amino acids. The transcript has a single exon. The record is from RefSeq and is a predicted model, not a curated record. NCBI's taxonomy places the organism in Eukaryota, Viridiplantae, Streptophyta, Magnoliopsida, Asterales, Asteraceae.